Messenger RNA from Haliaeetus leucocephalus (bald eagle), 2172 nucleotides. Its product is annotated as C-type lectin domain family 5 member A-like. The transcript has 7 exons. Bases 56 to 763 code for a protein of 235 amino acids. NCBI's taxonomy places the organism in Eukaryota, Metazoa, Chordata, Aves, Accipitriformes, Accipitridae. The record is from RefSeq and is a predicted model, not a curated record.
AGAGUACCACCUUAGAAACAGCAGUGAGAGGAAAAAAGGAGAAGGGGGAGCAAGAAUGUCAGAAAAUCUCAUUUAUGCUGACUUGAACUUGACUGAUUCAACCAGGCCCAGACUACAGAAGGUCACUGACAUCCCAGAUACUACAUAUGCAGAACUGAAAGUACAAUCCCUAGACACAAAUGCUGCAGAUAGCUACACAUUGUCCGGUAAAAGCUGUUGCUCCAGAACACGUGUCGCUGUAUUGGUUGCUGUGAUAAUCCUCCUACUGGUCUUAGUGGUGUGUCUGAUACUCAUGUACCGUCCAACUGCAAGCAGCCCGCCUGACUCAAAACCAUCCUCCACCACCUCUGAAGAGGCACUAGGCUGCCCCCAAGACUGGAAACAAAAUGGGGAAAAAUGCUACUUCUUUUCUCCAGUGCAGAAAACACUUGACUGGAACACCUCCCGUAAAGAAUGUAUUGACAAAAAUUCAGACCUGGUGAUCAUUGACAGCAAGGAAGAACUGGGUUAUCUUUUUUCACAAACAAGAAGUUAUUACUACUUACUUGGUCUCAUAUUCUCGAAGAGAGAGAAGAAGUGGAAGUGGAUUAACAACGUGGAACAUAACCCAGACAUGUUUACUAUUGGAGGAGACUUUACUGACUAUUUCUGCACUGUCAUUGGACAUGACAAAGUAGAAACUGCAUCCUGCAAGGGAGCCCUAACAACACAAAAUAUGUGUGAAAAAGCUGCAAAUAUUUUAGAAAGGCAGAAGGAGAGCUAAAAACAAGAUGUCUGUAGAGCUUGGCCAUGGGAUGAGUGAGGAAGCUGGAUUUGGUGUCGGUGGCUGAGAUGAAGCUACGCUGAAGCUUUCCUAUGGAAGCCCCUUUGCCAGUUCAGGAAGAUGUCUGUUCAAGGCCAGAUUCUGACUAAACGAUGCAAAUUAAAUUUAGAAAAAUGUCAAUGACACUACUACCCUUAUAGAAAAAAAAAAUCUGCAAAAGCCACUUGUGAUACCUAAUUAAACAAAGGAUCUUGAAAGACCAGGAAGAUGUUUUCAAUGCAGCUUCACUUUGUCAGAAUAGCACCCAUUUCCCUCGGAUGUGGGAAGCAGGUUCAGAGCAUGAAUAGGCCUGUUUGUUAUUAAAUUUAUUUUUAUAAGUUUGAAAUAAUUAAUUGCAGGAAAACUAGGUAUAAUUAAUGCCAUUUAGCGAUAUUUGAUACGAGACCUCAGUAAUGUGUAGGCAUCUGUGAUCCCAGAGGACUCUUCUGGGUCACAAGCCUCUGCCAGCUGGUGUUAAAUACAAUAACUCUGUGGCAUCUGAUCAUUCUCAUUUUCUUUGUUGACUCUAAAGCACCCAGACUUCUUCAAAGGGCCAGUAAAGCACAGGUGCAGGCUUGAUGAAGGGACAGCACCUUCCACUUGCUGUCAGAUGAAAUUUAUUCUGCUGCAGGGCUUCUGGUGGAUCACUGACUGCUACGAACAAGGGACCAGCUAAUGCCCCCCAAAUACCAUCUCUGAGAGAUAUUGCCUAUUCCUUAUUUCUAGACAAAAUACAGACUGCUAGACUCACCUUAAUAACAGGCAGAUUUCAAGUAAAUUUUGAAGGAAACGGUAAUACAAAUCACAGAGUUCAACAGGAGAAAAAAAAAACCAAAGUGAGUACGUUCACAAGGAUAGCUCAUCCUGGUCAGCUUUCUCUGAGGAGAUGACUGACUCAUCCGAAAUUAGAGUUUUAUUAAAACAUUUGACUAGGAUUACACAUAGAAAAUCAUUAACAAGCCUUCUGGAAAAAAAUAUCAUGUAUAAUACAUUCAGUAGUGGCCUUGCUGCAAAAUGCACACAUCUGCUAGUAAUGUCUAAAGUGACGUAAGAUUAUGUCUGAAUAACACAAGACUGGAAGACAAUGUCAAAACAGGAGAAGAUCCAAGCCUAAUACAGUAAGAACUGCAUGACCUGAGUAAUGUAUAUGUAUAUGGAAACGUAUAUGGAAAUGUAUAUGGAAAGGAUGAUGAGUGGGAACCUGGAGUUUUUAAAAAACAUUUUUAAAUGGUGUCAACAAAUGCAGUGUCUAUCUUUUAUCCGUUGGACUUGCUGAUGUAGCUGUGCCCUUCUUGCCCAUUCAUGGCAGAUGGAGGCAAGGGGCAGAGUAGGAAAAAGAGAAAGCCUUGAUGCUGUGCAAGCACUGUUCA